Salvia hispanica is the source of this 1209-nucleotide messenger RNA. RefSeq names its product hydroxyphenylpyruvate reductase. The record is from RefSeq and is a predicted model, not a curated record. Gene Ontology annotation, cellular component: cytosol. Lineage: Eukaryota; Viridiplantae; Streptophyta; Magnoliopsida; Lamiales; Lamiaceae. Gene Ontology annotation, molecular function: glyoxylate reductase (NADPH) activity; hydroxypyruvate reductase [NAD(P)H] activity; NAD binding.
AGCGUACAAAAUAGCAACGGCGGAGAAAUGAUAGCCACAAUCUGGCGCCGAGCCGCGCCGCAUCUCAGCCGUCCAUCGCAUCCACGAGCUGCCCUCGCUAUAUUAACCAGCCACACCCUCACUUUCUCCACCACCACUCAAACGCCAUCUCCCGCCGCGAAAAUGGAUGCGAUCGGCGUUCUGAUGAUGUGCCCCAUGAACACCUACUUGGAGCAGGAGCUCGACAGGCGGUUCAAGCUCUUCCGCUACUGGACGCAGCCGAAGCAGGCCGAAUUCCUCUCCCAGCAGGCGGAAUCGAUCCGCGCGGUGGUCGGGAACGCCACCGCCGGCGCGAGCGCCGAUCUGAUCGACGCGCUGCCGAGAUUGGAGAUCGUGUCGUGCUUCAGCGUGGGAUUGGAUAAGGUCGACCUGGCCAGGUGCGGGGAGAAGGGGGUUAGGGUUACCAACACGCCCGAUGUGCUGACGGAUGACGUGGCGGAUCUGGCGAUCGGGCUGAUGCUGGCGGUGCUCAGGCGGAUCUGCGUUUGCGAUAAGUAUGUGAGGAGCGGCGCGUGGAAAUUGGGAGACUUCAAGCUGACUACCAAGUUCAGUGGCAAAAGAAUUGGCAUCAUAGGACUGGGCAGAAUCGGGCUAGCAAUUGCUCAGCGAGCAGAGGCAUUCGAUUGCCCCAUCAGUUACCACUCAAGAUCCAAGAAAGCAACAAACUACACCUACUAUAGCAGCGUUGUAGAAUUGGCAUCAAACAGUGACAUCCUAGUGAUCGCAUGCGCCCUGACUCCAGAAACAACCCGCAUUGUGAAUCGUGAAGUAAUUGAUGCGCUGGGUCCAAAGGGAGUUCUGAUCAACAUCGGAAGGGGACCCCACGUUGAUGAGGCUGAACUGGUGGCAGCUCUUGUGGAGGGCCGUCUUGGUGGCGCUGGACUUGAUGUCUUUGAAAAGGAACCGGAGGUACCAGAGCAACUCUUUGGGCUCGAAAACGUAGUUCUGUUGCCACAUGUCGGGAGUGGUACUGAGGAAACGCGUAAAGCCAUGGCUGACCUUGUUUUGGGAAAUUUGGAAGCUCACUUUUCCAGCAAGCCUUUGUUAACACCUGUGGUUUGAUAACUCUUAAGACAAUUGAAAACCAUUGAUCCUAAAUUGAGGCAACUUGGUAAAUUGUUUCAUUCAAAUAAAAAUAAUAUCGCUAAUCAUUUGUGUUUAUCUUUUUUA